AUGCUGGAUUUGGUCCGUAAAGCACUACAGUCUCUACCCUUUGACCUCUCCUUAACCGGAGUCUCUUCUUGGCUAAACCGGACCUCUUCGCUCAACAGUCGUAAAGAGGUCCUAAGGACAAAUCGGUCCAAGGUAGUCUCGCCGCCUCCAGCACCAUUGUCUUCGUCCUUAUCUCUAGACUCCGACGCGAAGCAUUCUGCGAACAAGAAAGGAAUCAUCCAUAAUGCUGCAAUCGAGGAGACCAAUACUUUACAAUCUCCUCCCGAUUAUCUCGUCCGCCUGCUUGUCCAUCUCCGGCUUCAUCAGAUCCAAGUUAUGAUGCUGUUGCACAACUAUCGCCGCGACCACGGCUUUUCGCUGGAGGCUAAAACACACACCGUCUUUGCUAAGGCUACUGAUCAUUUGCGUGCCAGCCUCGCCUGGCUCACACAAUCAAUUAUCGCAGCUCCAGGCCGCUCAACUGAGUCUGGAAGCAAAUUAUGUAAUGUCAAUCUGACUGCCCCAGUGCAUGCGAGCCGCAGUUGGACCGGUUUCCCUGUGAUGCCAAUCCAGGAUGCUGUACUCAUGUUGACGCUUGUGUCUCGUCUCCUCUGUCUUCAUUCUCUCAAUAGGAACAUUUUAUCGGUCGGCAGGUUACAAUUCAUUCUUUGCGACACUCUCCACGCUACUUGGCCUCUGGAUUCUCUCAUUGGCCACAUUAAUGGCAAAUUUUCUGGUCAGACGCUAAGCUUGGAAGAAAAGAAUGAUCCCGACGAUAUAACAACGAUUGCCACAGACCUAGCGAACUGCCUUUUCAAUCUCGCUAACGAGACGCAGAGCACCUGCGAGAUUUUGGCGGAUAAAUGCCCACAAGGAUUACAUAAUUGCGAGUCGACUGAGAGGAAAUUGAGCAAUAGUAUUACGAAGCUUUCCCUUAUGUUAAUCAAAAUUAUUUCAAAAUUUAAGGAACCCCCAAAAUUAUGCACUCUUGGCAUUUCUCAAGAACAUCUUCUCGGAAAUUUGAGACUAGCUCUGCUUACCGUUUCUAAAAUGAUGCAGUUGAUCAAGCAGUACAAAGACUCGUGA
Molecule: messenger RNA, 1065 nt
Organism: Protopolystoma xenopodis
Lineage: Eukaryota; Metazoa; Platyhelminthes; Monogenea; Polystomatidea; Polystomatidae
Source: the annotation of a GenBank genome assembly